GCAUUUCAUUCAUCAGGCAUCACACAACUCCAGCUGCACGUAGACAACACAAACACGCGCAGAAUAUUGUUCCACAUCACCUCACCCAUAGCAAAGAUGUCUGAACCAACUCAAGACGAAAUGGAUGGUAACUAUGUGAUUUCAUUAAUUUUCUCUUCAAAUUAUCGAAGUGAAUUUUUAGGAAUUUAAUUUUUACCUUAUUCGUAGAAUACCGAGAUGCGUUCGCCCUCUUUGACGAGCAAGGAGACGGUAAAAUAGACUGCAACCAGAUCGGCAAGUUGCUACGCUCGUUAAAUCUUAACCCCGAAGAUGAAGAUAUUCGCAAGAUUGAAAAAGAUGUCGGUAAGUCAUAAGUCCGUUUUACUUAUCAACCUGACUUGGUAUGCGCUUCAACAGUGCUCUUCAAGUACGUAGCACUUCUCAGGAUUAAUAUUUUGGGGAUCUUUAUACUACAUCAACAUUCACUCUUUUUGUAGUAGCGCCAGCGAUGAUUAAAAUAUGUUAAUAAUUUCGUAUAGCCGAUCCAUUUAAUCUCUCUUCUCGUGUAAAGAUAAAUUUUGGCUAACUAUCUACUGGAGAUCAGAGAAAUGGGAAAUGGGUUUGAGCUACUGCGAUUGUACAAGAGACACUCAGACAGAGGCGCAGCCAGGGUUAUUCUAUAUGUUUAUACUGCCUACUUUCCUUCCUGUGUCAAAGGAUUUAAAGGUCUUUUUAAAUGUUUCACUUACGUUAUUUCGCAACAAACUUUCUUAUAUUGUCACGCAAAGAUAUCAGUCGGUAAAAUACGUUUGUGAUCAUAUAUUGGACUGUGAGCGUAAACCGAAAAAUCGUUGAGGCAUUUUUGUAGCCAGCAAAAAGACACAACUAUUCUUUGAAAUGUGGUUUUAAAAUAACAAAUGAAGACAAAAAAGCCAUCAAAUGCACAAUGGGUGUGUUGUUAUUUUGGUAAUAUAUACAUCUGUGGACUUCUACAGAAGAUCAUUUUGAUUUACUUUUCAGAGUAAGGUUAAAGUGAUCAUAACUUUGCCUAAUUCCUUCACGCUGAUGAGCACCAACGUUUGCUUAAUUGAACAUGUGCUAAAACAAAAUCGCCGAAAUAAAAAAAAAUGGAUUACUCGGUUAUAAUUGUGUAGCAUGAUGUAGAACACAAAUAAUUUCAGAGAUUAUGUUUCAUGCACGACACUAAAAAAUAAGGUUUUCUGGUAUUAAGUUGUACUGUCCGAAUUUAAAUUAUUAAGACACUGCCUCCGGGCAUCGAUAGUGCAAAUUAGAAGGAUGAUCAUUAAAACAGCCAUUGUUUAAAACUGGCAGUAAUUUGUUAUGACCUGCUGUAAAAUCUUAUCUUUCACAAUUGAUUGCUUUUGGUAAGGUCUCGUUUGAAAACGUAUCAGUGUUUCUCUUUUGUUGUAGACAUUCAAGCCUCCAAGGAGAGAACACCUAAAAUGAGUAAACAGCUUUGUGUAGUCUGGCUAUUUUUAAGGAGGCUGCCAGUCGUACCCCUUCAGUAAUCGCCUUAAUUGAUUUGCGGCGUAAUCUUGAAAUUAUCUCGCAUACAGGGCAAAAUUUAAGCAGGCAGAAUGAUUUCGUACAAAGUAAGUCUUGUACUUUGCUUUAAACAACUGUUAAACUACCUUGUUCUUUUUCACUGAUGGAAUGUAACCUUUGCCUAGUCGUCGGGUUGGAACCGAAAGAAAAUAUAUCUCUGUCAUCAGGAUCAUUUUUGUUGAAGUAGUUUGUUAUGUUUCCACGCAUAUUUGGCGUGUUCGCUUGCAGGGCUAUCGCUCCUGGUUCUUAGUAACAGGAAGAAGGCUCAACGUGAAAAGCGAAACCUCCCGUUUAAAACAUUGCGCCGAGACUACUUCUGAAAUUCCAAGAAGCUCCUCGGUUCUAGGCAAAGUCAUUGACGAUUUUUAUACCUUUAAUAAUUUAACGCGAACAUAAGAUUCCACGCAAGAAACGUUGACGAAGAUGUAUUUGUACAUAGACUGCAAAACAGUCCGAGUGCGUAUUCAAGUACGCGUGAGCAGUCAAACAAAUAGGCCUGUAACGAGGCUGAAAACAGAGAGCGAGCCCUACGGGCGUGUGAGGCUCGCGCGCUUCGGGCGCGUUAGACUCUCGAUUUCUUAACUGAUUUUGGGAAAAAACCGACUGUUUUGCAAUCUUAUUUGCACGUGGAGAAAGUUGAAACUGGACUGUGAUCAUUUAGCAUUGAAAGAAGUUUAAGUUCCUUUUCUUUUCAGGAAAUCGGCGCGUUUCGUUUGAAGAGUUCCUGUCUAUCUUUAUGAAGGAGAAAAAGAACAGCAGAGAAGUGUCUGUACAGGAGUUUAUAGACACUCUGAACGUGUUCGAUAAGGACGGCGCCGGCAAAGUAUCAUCCGGGGAACUUCGUCACGUGCUAACGGCAUUGGGUAAGUACGUGCCGUAUUUAUUCGAUUAA
Messenger RNA from Porites evermanni, 2437 nucleotides. Lineage: Eukaryota; Metazoa; Cnidaria; Anthozoa; Scleractinia; Poritidae. The record is from the annotation of a GenBank genome assembly.